Molecule: messenger RNA, 1170 nt
Organism: Striga hermonthica
Lineage: Eukaryota; Viridiplantae; Streptophyta; Magnoliopsida; Lamiales; Orobanchaceae
Source: the annotation of a GenBank genome assembly
AUGUCUCUUCACUGUGCUCCGUUGGGCUUCAGCUGUGUUGAGCCGUACAGUCAAUUGGUGGGCCCCUCUUCAUUUCUCAGGAAAUGGGCUACUGUGAAAGCAUCGGCUCUUUCAUCGCCGUCUCCAUCUUCGUUUCCAAGAUUCAGACUUCACGGAAAAGCAUUAGAAAGUGGUAAUGGAACAGUUGAAACCAAAGAGUCCCCUCUGGUGGUCUGCUUUGGGGAACUGCUAAUCGACUUUGUACCAACGGUGAGUGGGGUCUCAUUGGCCGAGGCACCUGCUUUUCAGAAAGCUCCGGGAGGUGCCCCUGCUAAUGUUGCGGUUGGCAUCGCUCGUCUUGGUGGCUCAUCGGCUUUCAUAGGCAAGGUGGGUGAGGAUGAGUUUGGAUACAUGCUUGCCAACAUUCUAAAGGAGAACAAUGUAAAUAAUGAAGGGAUGAGGUUCGACCCGGGGGCCCGAACAGCUUUGGCAUUCGUGACCCUGACAAAGGAUGGUGAACGGGAAUUCAUGUUUUACCGGAAUCCGAGUGCCGAUAUGUUGCUGCAAGAGGCCGAACUUGACUUGGAGUUGAUCAAGAAGGCCAAAAUAUUCCACUAUGGUUCUAUAAGCUUAAUCACGGAACCUUGUAGAUCGGCCCAUAUUGCCGCCAUAAAGGCUGCUAAGGAAGCCGGCGUGAUUUUGUCUUACGAUCCGAAUUUGAGGCUUCCUUUGUGGGUUUGUGCAGAAACCGCAAGGGAAGGGAUUCUUAGCAUAUGGGACAUGGCUGAUAUAAUUAAGAUUAGCGAGGAGGAGAUUCGGUUUUUGACCAAUGGAGAAGACCCAUAUGACGACAACAUUGUUCGUAAAUUGUACCAUGAGAAUCUGAAACUUCUCCUUGUCACAGAAGGUCCUGAAGGAUGCAGAUAUUACACCAAGGAGUUUAGUGGAAAAGUGAAGGGUCUGAAGGUACAAACCGUAGACACCACCGGUGCUGGUGAUGCUUUUGUAGCCGGGUUUCUAUCACAGCUAGCUUCUGAUACAUCGUUGCUUCAGAAUGAGGACCAGUUGAGAGAUGCUUUAAGUUUCGCUAAUGCUUGUGGUGCUUUGACUGUGACCGAAAGAGGUGCUAUUCCAGCUUUGCCUGCUCGAGAAGCUGUCCUCAAUGCCCUUCUCAAGUCAGUUGCAUCAUAG